This is a messenger RNA of Linum tenue, 1026 nucleotides long. NCBI's taxonomy places the organism in Eukaryota, Viridiplantae, Streptophyta, Magnoliopsida, Malpighiales, Linaceae. The record is from the annotation of a GenBank genome assembly.
AUCAGUUCAAUGUGUUUCUUCCCCCCUUGCAAUAAACGAAGGCCGGUUCUUCCCCUGCAGACCAUUUAAUUUCGAAAUUACAGGAAAAGGGAACGAUACAAUGGCAUCAAAACUGGUUCAAUGAAUGGAGUAUGUUCAUCCGGUCAGUUUCUCUUAAUUGCGGCAAAAGGGUUAAAGGGGAAGAAGAAAUCAAUCCACCAUGACCCAAAUUCGCCAUAAACCACUAUAAAAUCCCAGUAAGAUAAACAGAUUAUGAUUAUGUAGUUUUCCCAAUCUGAAAGAGCAAAGAAAGCGAUUCAGAGUUGCCGUUUUUCCACCGCCAAACUGCACCGCCGAUUGAGAAUACGCCUGGAACGACGCGAGGGAGUAGGUCUGGCGAUCGGCUGCGGUUUAGGGAUGGAAGGUAUGGAACCUAUUGACAAAGCUUGGAUACAAUUGAAGAAUCGGGCAUGCACACAGUACAUUGCGGGAAUGGAGAAAUUCGCGAAGUACGCAACAGACCAUGUUAAAGACGAUGAUGGUCUAAUAAGGUGUCCUUGCGUGGAAUGUGGUAAUGUGCGUAGAAUGACAGUGAACCAUGUAGAAGGACAUCUUCUUUAUAAAGGAAUGAGAACUGACUACACUAAAUGGAUUUACCAUGGCGAGGUCGACGAAGAUGAAGAAGAUGACGAUGAAGGUCCAGAAUUGGGUGAUGAUAACAUGGAAAUAGACGAUGGAGAUGAUGGCGAUAUGGGUGAAGAUAACGAUAUGGAUGUAGAUGAUAUGCUUGGUUUUCUGAACGACCUCAUGGCUCCAUUAGCGAAUCUGGAAGAACCUAAUGCCCAAGCUCAAAAUUUAGAUCCAGAAUGGGACAUGGUGGUUGAGACAAGGCCGAGGAAUUUUUAUAAUGUGGCGGAUGUCGAGGAAAUUUUAGAAGAACAAGCAUACCAAGAAGACGAAAUGACUAAUGGGGGUCGAGUUAUCGAGGAUGAGGACGACGAUGUUAACUUAAACUUGCGUGGAAUGGGUUAUGAAGAAUUUCUUUAA